Messenger RNA from Limulus polyphemus (Atlantic horseshoe crab), 645 nucleotides. Its product is annotated as GTP-binding protein RAD-like. The record is from RefSeq and is a predicted model, not a curated record. Lineage: Eukaryota; Metazoa; Arthropoda; Merostomata; Xiphosura; Limulidae. Gene Ontology annotation, cellular component: plasma membrane. The transcript is spliced from 3 exons. Gene Ontology annotation, molecular function: GTPase activity; calcium channel regulator activity; GTP binding. Bases 1 to 645 code for a protein of 214 amino acids.
AUGCACGAUGCUGGGUGUGGAGAAGAUGUGCACUUCACUAUACCACUACAGUCAGAUGGUUUGGAAGAAUUGGUGAUGCAGAUUAUCAAGCUGUAUGCUUACAAAACUUUUAAACCUGCCCAAACCAAUUGGGAAAAGCAUUUGCUGUAUGCUAUGAUGACAUAUUUUGAUCUUAAAGAAGACACUACUGGUUCAGCUGAUGCUUAUGUUGUAGUGUAUUCUGUAACGGAAAGAGAGACUUUCGAAAUUGCCGUGGAUAUUCUUUUUGGUCUCCGGGAACGAGGUUACACGUCAACAAAAGCAGUUAUCCUGAUAGGAAAUAAGUCUGACCUAGUACGCUCGAGAACAGUUUCGAUAGUCGAGGGCAAGUCUGUCGCCAUAUCAUACGAGAGUAAAUUCAUGGAAACGUCUGCAGUCAUCAGCCAUAAGACUGAUGAUUUACUGGUUGGCAUUGUUAGCCAGAUACGUCUUAAAAACCAGCAGAAGAAGGAUUUCAACCAAUUCUCCCCACCCGGUAGAGGCCAUAAGUAUCGUAGCAAGGGCUCCUUAUAUGGACCCAGUAGACGAGCUCGAGACAUGUUGAACAAGUUCUUAGGAAAAGAGAGGUACAAGUCAAAGUCUUGCGAUAACCUUCACGUGUUAUAG